CAUGUUUCAAUGUAGAGUUUUCCCUUUGGGCCCAAAUGUUUCGUGACUUUCUGUAAUACAUCGCUGUUGAAUAAUUGUACCGAAUCUCUUACAAUCCAAAGAAAUUAACAAUGGAUCACGGCGCACAUAAUAUGGCUGCAAGGUGCUCAAUGCACAUGCUCUGGAAUACCCAAAUCAUCGACACAUGCGUCGUAUUUUCCCAAUGGCACAUCCGCUCUAACCUCCAAUUCUUCUUCUCCUUCCUUGCCAUCGUAGCACUGGGCAUGCUCUACGAGUACCUCCGCGUCUUCUCGAGGGACUUUGAUAAACGCAUUGCUGUAAAAGUGAGGAUCCAGAACGCGCGUAGGACGCCGCUUACUGCGAGUGGACGGAGCUCGUCUAAACGUCAUGAUGAUGACACCAAGAAGACGGGCUUGUUGAAUGGGUCGAGGGUCACGAAGAAGCAGGGAUUCGCUGUUCCCCCUCUCUAUCGUGCCAUGCGCGCUGUGCUGUAUGGAGCCAGCGUUGGCUUGUCUUUCUUUUUGAUGCUUGUGUUUAUGACGUAUAAUGCAUACCUGAUUUUUGCAGUUAUCCUUGGUGCCGGGGCAGGACACUACAUCUUGGGUGACACUAUUGAGUCAAACGGUCUUGCUGACAAGGGGAUGACAUGUCAUUGAUAUGUGUACAUGGGGAAAGCUGCUAUCAAUAUGGAUGUAUAUCCCUUCUGCUUACAUCGCUUCGAUUAGUCUCCAUGGCUCUAUCAAAGACUAGGUCUGAUAUAGACAGACCAUUAAUCAGAAUGCCGGUUUCUUCUACGCUUCAUAAUUAAUCACUCCAAAGGUUGAAGAAAUUGUUGUAC
Molecule: messenger RNA, 838 nt
Organism: Suillus fuscotomentosus
Lineage: Eukaryota; Fungi; Basidiomycota; Agaricomycetes; Boletales; Suillaceae
Product: copper transporter
Exons: 4
Coding region: 111-656 (181 amino acids)
Biological process (GO): copper ion transmembrane transport
Cellular component (GO): membrane
Molecular function (GO): copper ion transmembrane transporter activity
Source: RefSeq, a predicted model, not a curated record